GUCACAUCCCUCCAAUAGAGUUCCAGACAGUUGUAGAAUGUAUGCCAAGGCACAUUGUAAGAGCUGUAAAGAGAGAGGGAGUGGAGAGAGAACAGGCAGAACCUGAUAUGUAAAUGAGCAGAGCAAACAAAAGUAACUUUCGACGACCGAAUGAUCAUUCAGACUCUGUUUCUAUUGAGAGAUAAAAGACAAUCAAGGAUUAUCUCCCAUGGAAAACACACAUCUUCUUCUUCACAAGAACAAGGUACAUAACGAGAGUAUCUUUAAACUGUGACACAAAUCACAGGUGUGUCACCGCCUUAACAAUCCGUCCGUGGAGAGCUCCCUUCGGAUGGUGGCCAUUCCCCAGAGGGAGUUUGUUCCCUUCGUCUCCCUGUCGAAAGACUUCAGGAGAAAUAGUUGGAAGCACCCCCGUGGAGAGGCCAGUACCAAGUUCUUCUGACCACCCCCACUGUGGUAAAGGUUGCUGAGAGAGAUACCUGGACCCACCUGUCGCACUGCAGUUCCUGAUCCAGAAGAAGAUGGGGUCUCACCAGUUCCUGAUCCAGAAGUAGAUGGGGUCUCACCAGUUCCUGAUACAGAAGUAGAUGGGGCUUCACCAGUUCCUGAUCCAGAAGAAGAUGGGGUCUCACCAGUUCCGGUGGUGCAGUGUUGCCCUCCUCUGCGUUAGCACAGGAAUGCUAAUAAGAACAGUAGGUUGUCCUCUUGUGGAAAAACUGACAGAGGGUGAGAUAAGUCCCGAGCCAAAGGGGCCAAUGCAGGCCCGGAGUAGUGGCCCAGAAGUAAAUGGUAAUGACAGAAUGAGUCCUGAGUUAAAGGGGCUAUCACCGGCCCAGAGUAGUGGCCCAGAAGUAGAUGGUAAUGACAGAAGGAGUCCUGAGCCAAAGGAACCAACGCAGGCCUGUAGUAGUGGCCCAGAAGUAGAUGGUAAUGACAGAUGGAGUCCUGAGCCAAAGGGACCAACGCAGGCCUGUAGUAGUGGCCCAGAAGUAGAUGGUAAUGACAGAAGGAGUCCUGAGCCAAAGGAACCAACGCAGGCCUGUAGUAGUGGCCCAGAAGUAGAUGGUAAUGACAGAAGGAGUCCUGAGCAAGAGGGACCAAUGCAGACCUGUAGUAAUGGCCUAGAAGUAGAUGGUCAUUGUAGAAGGACAGCCCUGCUGGGACCUCACCAACAUGAGGACAAUUUGUUCUUAUCUGGAGCAGAAAUUGUUGCCAACCUGACUUCCAAAGAAAAGGACUGUUGGGUGUGUGGGAUGGGUCCGGUUAAGGUAGGGGCAGGCUUGCCACUUAUGGGAGUCCCAAUAGGGGUAAACUUUACUAUAGCAUUGGCAGGAAAAAUACCUUUUAAUACUAUGACCAACAAUGUUAAGGUAUAUAAUCAACCCAAUGUAUCCUAUUACCUGAGACCUGGUAAUGUCACAAUCCCACCCAUUUCAGUGGCUGGGGUGAUGACUGCCCCUUGGUGUAUUAGAGGAUAUGGAGACCACCAUUUGGGUGAAUUGAAAUGUAAUUGUACUAUGAAUCUUAAUGGAUCAAAUGCUUGCAAUUUAACAGUAAUACAGGAGAAUGGUCAGGCAGAUAAGGAACCAUUUAAAAUGUGGGUUGACAAACAUAGUACAACUCUGAGAGGAGCCCCAAAUGGCACCUAUUGGCUGUGUGGUAAGAUGGCUUACUAUAGCCUGCCCUUGAACUGGGGAGGUACUUGUACUGUUGGGUUUGUGGUGACAGCUAUGAGAACCGUUCCAAAUAAUGAGAGGGAUCUGAUGGCUCUGUUUAGAGACUACAAACUUCCUGGAAUGAGGAGAGAUAAGAGGUCUCUAGCUGACGUCACUCACGCUCAGGCACCUGCCUCCAGGUUCUUUGGUGUGUUUUUCUCUGCGUAUGGAGUUGUAUGUGCCCUAGACCAAAUGCAUGACAUCUCUAGACACAGAGAGAAAAUUGGCAAUGCUAGUAGAAAUGCCCUGAAACAAUUGAAUGGGGAACUAAAAGAAUUGCUUAAGUUAGCUCUACAAAACAGAGAGGCUCUUGACUAUCUUCUGGCAGGUCAAGGGUGCACUUGUGUAAUCAUUGGCGAUGAAUGUUGCAUUUUUGUUCUCCCAGAUCACUCUUCUAAUGUGACUGGUCUUGCAGAAAACAUUGCCACUGCUGCUAAGACAAAUUCCCCAAAGCCAGAGUGGAUGCUUGCAACUUGGUUGGAAUCCCUGUUUAGAAGUUGGGGUUGCAGCGGUGGCUGGGCUGCAGCGUGCAGAGUUUUUUGCUUAGUUUGCCUGAUUAUUAUUAACUAUAUAUUAUUAUUUUUAUAAGGCUAUCUGUGCCUCCUAAUAGUAAAGGCUAAUAAGAUCUCAGCAGCUUUCAUGUUUAAUGCUCCUUUCAGAGGACGAUGGGACUGAUGAGCUGUGGACUCUGGAUGAGCUUCCAUUUCCCCCUGUAGAGAAGGAUGAUGAGUAAUGAUUGAAGGUUGUUUUCGUUUAACAAAGUUAGAAGGUAAUGUCAUUGAAAAGACAGCACCAACUUUUGAAGGGGUGUCCACAUACUUUUGACCAUGUAGCGAACAGUGGUUCGUUUUUUUAAAGUUGCAGCAUACUGCAGCACAGCUUGCAUGGUGCCGCAGAAUUCUAUGGCACGUUAUUUAAGUGUCAGCCACUGUAACCAUUAAUGCUAGUUAGUGCUAGUUUGACCAGCAGAGGGUGUCUUUGAGAAUAAUUUGAUAGCCUUCAAUAGUGGCUGUACUAGAGCAUUUAUAACCUUUUUUGUAAGAACAUAGUAUACGGAACUGAUUUUAAGAAAUUUUUCUUAAUUAAUUUGAUUAAUAUUAUGCUGCUUCUAUUCCAAGAAAAAUGAAAAACCCUCUGGGUUUCCGUUAGGAUGGAACAGAAAAUAUGGCGCUGUACAACACUCUAAUUGUAUAAUUGUAGUCUAACCAAAACCCAAACAGAGAUUCAAUGAAAAUAAAAAUCUCAUUGACUAAUCAAGACCAGUCCACAUGCUUGUCUCAGAGCAGCGAAAACGGCGGGUAGGCUAUUGCUUCAAAUCCUAUUGCUUCUAACAAUAUGCUCCUUAAAUAAAUGAGACCUACACCACUUUUAACAGCACAAUACUCAACACUAGUGAGACUCAUGUCGCCUACGGUAGACCUACAGUAUAUCAGAAAAUAUUUUUGUUCAAUGACGUGACUGCCAAUAAUUACAUAUGGGUCUCCCGGUGGUGGCCGGCACAGGUUUCAAACCUGCAUCUGUAGCAAUCUGCAUCUGUAACAACCUGCAUCUGUAGCAACCUGCAUCUGUAGCAACGCAUUUUACACUGUGAUGUUGUGUCUUAGACUGCUGCGCCACUCGGGAGGCCCCAUCCAAUCAGGAGGCCCCAUCCACAAAGUAUCAAAAUACAGAGAGGUGUUGGUAAAGGUAUAUUGUCCUGCUAACAGCCCAUAAUGGGCUAUUAUAACACUGUACAUGGUGUCCAGGUCAGGAUAAUCUAAACAUUUCUUUAUUAAAGACUAUCAGAAAGAAUGUUGGUACUUAUUUAUUUUGAUCCAAAGCCAUGAAUGAGGUGCCGGGGCUAUAUAACUGUCCCAUCAACUUGAUAAUAUAUAAUGAUAUUUUGGAGAUUAUUUCAUUUUCAAAAAAAGAAUAUCAUGGAAUAUAAUUGAGCUUUUUAGUUUCUCCAUGCUUGUCUCAUAGCAGCAAGAAACGGUGCUGAAAUAGCAUCACUCUAAUCACAGUCAGAAAACAGUUGAAGAAACUUGCGUGGACUUAUGGAAAGUCUCGGUAAGACAUGUUACAUAUAUAUAUAUAUAUAUAUAUUUAAGUUUGGCUAUUUACAAGCAAAAGGUACAUAAAAUAUUGUUGCCUACACCUCACAGCCUGCUAUAGUGUUUACACAAUAAUUCACUGUUGCCUCCUUUUUCAGGAAUCAUGGCUCGAGAUUUCUUUGAGGAAGAAAUCAUCAAAUCAUAUGCUGGACCCUAUGUCAGAGAGGUGUUUCUGGGCCAACAUAAUUUAUUUCAUUUUUAAUGUAUUUUUUCUCGU
Messenger RNA from Salmo salar (Atlantic salmon), 4025 nucleotides. The record is from RefSeq and is a predicted model, not a curated record. NCBI's taxonomy places the organism in Eukaryota, Metazoa, Chordata, Actinopteri, Salmoniformes, Salmonidae.